Loxodonta africana (African savanna elephant) is the source of this 8608-nucleotide messenger RNA. It is a transcript of the gene LMTK1, whose product is annotated as apoptosis associated tyrosine kinase. Bases 2489 to 6490 code for a protein of 1333 amino acids. Gene Ontology annotation, molecular function: protein tyrosine kinase activity; ATP binding. Gene Ontology annotation, biological process: peptidyl-tyrosine autophosphorylation; brain development. NCBI's taxonomy places the organism in Eukaryota, Metazoa, Chordata, Mammalia, Proboscidea, Elephantidae. The transcript has 15 exons. The record is from RefSeq and is a predicted model, not a curated record.
UCGUGGGUGAGCACUGGGGGCACAGGGCAGGGCUGGCCUUCCCCUGAGCUCCCUGGAGAGCCCACCCUGGGCCCAGCGUGGACACGCAGUGUUGGAAUGCUCACUUACUUUUUUUUGUGGUGAAACUCAGAAAAUGAGCAGUUAAAAUGAUGAGUCACUGGCAUCUAGAGUGUUCACGGGGUCGUGCAGCCAGCACCUCCAUCUUGUUCCGGAACAUUCUCAUCACCCCCAGUGGAGACCCCACACCUGUUAGCAUUCACUCCCCGUCUCCUUCCCACAGUCCUGGGCACCCACAGAGCUGAGGCAAGCAGACUGGGUGUCAGGUGGGACUUGAGUGAAGAGUGUAGGGGACAGGAUGGGGAGGGGACCCCAGGAUGCCAGGGCACUGAGGCCAUGGGGGUUCUUUAAAAAAAGCAGUGUUGGGAUUUGGUUUGGGGGAUAUUUAAAUAAAAUUUUACGUUAUCUGACUCUAAACGUAGUAGUGCUUGCUUGCUGCAGAAAAUAUGAAGGUGCAGACCUCUAGAAGGGAUAAAACCUCCCAGACUCCCAGCAACAGGACGACCACUGCUCACAUUCUGGGAUGUUUUCUUCCAGUUUGUUUUUUUAACAUAGUUGUGACCCACAUUUAUAAACAGUUCCAUAUCCUGCCUCUUUUUUUUUUUUUCUAUUUUCUUAUUGAGGUAUAAUUGAAGUAGACUAAACUGCAUGGUUAAAGUCUGCAAGUUGAUGAGUUUUGAUAUGUGUGUGUGUGUGUGUGUAACCAAAACCAAACCAAACCUGUUGCUGUCGAGUUGAUUCCGACUCACAGCAGCCCAAUAGGACAGAGUAGAACUGCCCCAUAAGGUGUAUAUGCGUGUACGUAUAUACACCACCCAGAAAGAAAACAGUGCCAGGAGCAGAGCGUGUCCUUUGGACCUGACGUUCCUUCAUGGAGCAGCUCCUAGGCCAAGGGAAGAUCGAUGUGUAUACAUAUAUAAAACCACUGCUCCACCAGGGAUAUAUAUAUUAUUGUUAGUUGCCGUCAAGUCUAUUCUGACUCACGGUGACCCCAUGUAUGCAGAGUAGAACUGCUCCAUAGGUUUUUCAAGGCUGUGAUCUUUCGGAAGCAGAUUGCACAAUUCAAUCCAUGACAAGGGUCUGUUUUUCACUGACUCUACCUUACUAAGCAUGAUGUCCUUCUCCAGGGACCGAUCCCUCCUGACAACAAGUCCAAAGUAUAUGAGAUGCCGUCUCGCCAUCCUUGCUUCUAAGGAGCAUCCUGGUUGUACUUCUUCUAAGACAGAUUUGUUUGUUCUUUUGGCAGUCCAUGGUAUAUUCAAUAUUCUUCGCCAGCACCACAGUUCAAAGGUGUCAAUUCUUCUUCAGUCUUCCUUAUUCAUUGUCCAGCUUCCAUAUGCGUAUGAUGCGAUUGAAAAUACCAUGGCUUAGGUCAGGCGCACCUUAGUCUUCAAGGUGACGUCUUUGCUCUUCCACACUUUCAAGAGGUCCUUUGCAGCAGAUUUGCCCAAUGCAAUGCGUCUCUUGAUUUCUUGACUGCUGCUUCCAUGGCCGUUGAUUGUGGAUCCAAGUAAAAUGAAAUCCUUGACAACUUCAAUCUUUCCUCCGUUUAUCAUGAUGUUGCUCAUUGGUCCAGUUGUGAGGAUUUUUGUUUUCUUUAUGUUGAGGUGCAAUCCAUACUGAAGGCUGUGGUCUUUGAUCUUUAUUAGUAAGUGCUUCGAGUCCUCUUCACUUUCAGCAAGCGAUGAGAUGGAUUAGUGGCAGUUCUAUUGAUGAGAUCUACAAGAUUAGGUAGUGUCUUACGCCAAUCUCUUUUGAGAUACAAAAGAGAGAAGUGAGAAGAGAGACACAGGGACCUCAUGCCACCAAGAAAGCAGUGCUGGGAGCAAAGCAUGUCCUUUGGAUCUGCAGUGCCUGUGCUAAGAUGCUCAUAGGCCAAGGGACAGUUGAUGACGUGGACCUUCCUUCAGAGCCAACAGAGAAUGCCGUCCCCUGGAGCUGACGCCCUGAAUUUGCACAUGUAGCUCAGUAGACUGUGAGAGAAGAAAUUUCUUUUUGUUAAAGCUACCGACUUGUGGUAUUUCUGUUACAGCAGCACUAGAUAACUAAGACAACCCUCAACAAGAUGGACCGACACAGUAGCUGCAACAGAGGGUUCGAGCAUAACAACGAUGGAUGCCAUAAUCUGACAUAUAAACAUGUCAUCCAUCUAAAACUAUUCUGGUGUAUGGCUUGAGGAGACAGCUUGUUCCCCGACGCUGGCUCUGCAGCGCGACGCCGCCUUUAUCCGUGCUGAGCCCUCACACUUGGCUGGGCUGUUUCUCGGCUGUUUCCCCCAGUCGUCCACCCGUUGUCCACUUUUGCCACAGGCCCAUGUGGUUUUAGUUAGGGUCGCUGGAAAGACGGCGCCCCCCUCAGCGAACUCUCCUGGUCGUCCUCUCUGGCCGUGGUGGCCGUGUCCUUCUCUGGGCUCCUCACUGUCAUCGUCCUCAUGCUGGCCUGCCUCUGCUGUAAGAAGGGCGGCAUCGGGUUCAAGGAGUUUGAGAAUGCUGAGGGGGAUGAGUACGCAGCCAGCUUUUCGGCACACGGCUCCCCAGUGGCCGCAGCGCGGAGCGGCCCUGACGUGUACAUCCUACCACUGGCCGAGAUCUCACUGCCCGCUGCGAAGCAGCCAGGCCGCUCAGUGCAGCUCCUCAAGUCCACAGACCUGGGCCGGCACAGCCUCCUGUACCUGAAGGAGAUUGGUCACGGCUGGUUCGGGAAGGUGUUCCUGGGGGAGGUGAACUCAGGCAGCAGCAGCAGCCAGGUGGUGGUGAAGGAGCUCAAGGCCAGCGCCAGCGUGCAGGAGCAGAUGCAGUUCCUGGAGGAGGUGCAGCCCUACAGGGCCCUGCAGCACAGUAACCUGCUCCCAUGCCUGGCGCAGUGCACAGAGGUGACACCCUACCUGCUGGUGAUGGAAUUCUGCCCACUGGGCGAUCUCAAGGGUUACCUGCGGAGCUGCCGGGUGGCGGAGUCCAUGGCGCCUGACCCGCUGACCUUGCAGCGCAUGGCCUGCGAGGUGGCCUGUGGGGUCCUCCACCUGCAUCACCACAACUACGUGCACAGUGACCUGGCCCUGCGUAACUGCCUGCUCUCGGCUGACCUGACGGUCAAGAUCGGCGACUAUGGCCUGUCACACUGCAAAUACAGAGAGGACUACUUGGUGACGGCUGACCAACUGUGGGUGCCGCUGCGCUGGAUUGCGCCCGAGCUGGUGGACGAGGUACACAGCAACCUACUGGUGGUGGACCAGACCAAAGCCAGCAAUGUGUGGUCCCUGGGGGUGACCAUCUGGGAACUCUUUGAGCUGGGUGUACAGCCCUACCCGCACCACUCGGACCGCCAGGUGCUGGCCUAUGCCAUCAGGGAACAGCAGCUCAAGCUGCCCAAGCCCCAGCUGCAUCUGCCCCUGUCUGACCGCUGGUACGAAGUGAUGCAGUUCUGCUGGCUGCAGCCGGAGCAGCGGCCCACGGCCGAAGAGGUGCAUCUGCUGCUGUCCUAUCUGUGCGCCAAGGGCGCCACUGAGGCGGAGGAGGAGUUCGAGAGGCGCUGGCACUCUCUGCGGCCCGGCGGGGGUGGCGAGGGUGGCGGCGCGGGCCCCGGGGCGGGGUUCGUCGGCCCGGCGCUGGGCGGCGCGGCCGAGCUGGCUGCCGCCUCGUCCUUCCCGCUGCUGGAGCAGUUUUCAGGCGACGGUUUCCACGCGGACGGCGACGACGUGCUGACGGUGACCGAGACGAGCCGCGGCCUCAACUUCGAGUACAAGUGGGAGGCGGGCCGCGACGCCGAGGCUUUUCCGCUGCCGGGCGGCGCGCCGAGCCCGGGCCGCGCCGCGCGCCUGCAGGAGCUGUGCGCCCCCGACGGCGCCCCUCCCGGCGUGGUGCCCGUGCUCAGCGCGCGCAGCCCCUCGGUGGGCAGCGAAUACUUCAUCCGCCUGGAGGAACCCGCCGCUGGCCACGACUCCGACUGCGCCGGCUGUGUCCACAGCCCACACGCCGCGCGCCCCGACUACGACGACGACGACGACGACGACUCGGAUGGCAGCGCCGCUGCCUCGCUGGCCAUGGAGCCGCUGCUGGGCCAUCCGCCCCCCACCGGCGGCCUCUGGGGCCACUGCGACCACUUCCCUCUCAGGAGCCGCGCUCGGGUCCCGGCCGGCUCCUCGCGCUCGCUCUCGCGCUCGCCGUCGCCCCGUGCCCUGAUGCUAGCGGAGCCAAGCGCAGAGGACGCCGGCUGGGGAGCGGCCGCCUUCUGCCCGGGUUUCUUCGAGGACCCGCUGUGCGCGUCACCCUCGUGGAGCUCCGGGGCCAGGCCAUCGCCGGGCGGGGAGGAGCCAGGGGAGGCCGAGGCGCACAGGGCGGCCCAGCACAGACACUGGCGCUCCAACAUGUCGGCCAACAACAACAGCGGCAGGGGCCGCCGCGCACCGGAAUCGUGGGGCCCGGGCUGCGCAGACGGCUGCCCUGGCGCAGAGCAGAGCCCCCUAGCUGAGCCUGAGCCAGGCCACCUCCUGGCCCAGGAGGACCCGGGAGAGCCUCUCUUUGGGCCGCAGACAGCUUUCCCUGAUCAGGAGCCAGGCCACUGCCUCGGACUCCCCCAUAUUUGCCCUGCUCAGGGCCUGGCCCUUGGCACCAUCGUGUCCCCGUGGGCAGACGCAGCUGUGAGUGGGGACGAGGACCCUGGGGCAGAGCCCAGGCUUGCCAAGGAGGCUGGGGGCUCCCACAGACCCCAGCUGCGUCUUCCUUCUGUGCCCUCUCCCUCCCAGGAGGGAGCCCUACUUCCCGCAGAGGAGGCCCCUGCCACCCUACCUGCCUCGCCCACACCUGCUGCUGGCAGCCGGGCCACUGCCACCGAGCCGGCAGGGACCCCUGACAGCUGCGGCAGCUCCCCUGAGCCUGAUGUGCCCGGCAGUGAGGACGAGGACACGACUGAGGCCACUUCAGGCGUCUUCACAGACUUGUCCAGCGAUGCGCCCCCCACGGAGAAGUUGGAUGGGGCGCCAGCCUUCCGUUCCCUGCAGAAGCAAGUAGGGACCCCCGACUCCCUGGACUCCCUAGACAUUCCAUCCUCGGCCAGUGACGGCGGCUGUGAGGUCUUAAGCCCGUCAACCACUGGUACUCCUGGUGGGCAGCCCCGCGCCCUGGACAGCGGAUACGACACCGAGAACUACGAGUCCCCGGAGUUCGUGCUCAAGGACACACACGAGCUUGUAUCUGAGGGCGAGAGCCCGGGGCCCGAGACGGGGCUGUCUGCCUCCCUGGGUGGCGGCCUCAGCGACAAGAACCCCUACCGCGACUCGGCCUAUUUCUCAGACUUCGACGCCGAGCCCGAGCUCUCCAUGGGCGCUGCCGAGAAGCUCAGCUGUGUCGUCCGUGCCCCCGCGCCAGAGCCGGGACUAAAGAGCCCGCAGAGCCCCGCGCUACAGUCUGCGCAGAGCUGCCUGGUGCCCGGGCUACCCGGGGAAGCGCAGGACGCUGGCCCCAGAGAGGCAUCCCCGCCGCCGCCGCCACCAGAGGAGGAGUCAUCCCCGGAGCCCAGUGCCUGCCCAUGGCUCCAAGGCCAAGCCCAGGCGCCGCUCGUGCCCAGCCCCGGCCGCUCCAAGUUUUUCCGGCUGACUCCGGUCCUGCCAGGCUCAGAGAACAACCAUCCUGAGCCCCAGGAGGCCCCUCAGGAGCGGACAGGGGCGAGCGGCAGCCCCAGGGUGCCUGUUGGGGAGCGGGCGGCAGGAGUGGGAGCCCCCAGAACCCCGCUCUGCCUGGCCCUUCCGGGCCUGGCCCCCGAGGGCAGGCCAGACGAGGACGAGGAGGACAGCGAGGACAGUGACGAGUCGGACGAGGAGCUUCGAUGCUACAGCAUCCAGGAGCCAAGCGAGGAGAGCGAGGAAGAGGUGCCCCCCGUGCCCGUGGUGGUGGCUGAGAGCCAGAGCGCAGGCAACCUGCGCAGCUUGCUCAAGAUGCCCAAUUUGCUCUCCGAGGCCUUCUGCGAGGACCUGGAGCGCAAGAAGAAGGCCGUGUCCUUCUUCGACGACGUCACGGUCUACCUCUUCGAUCAGGAGAGCCCCACCCGCGAGCUCGGGGAGCCUUUCCCAGGCGCUAAGGAGGCGCCCCCCACGUCCCUGGCGGGCAGCCCCGGCUCUCCCAGCGCCCCCUGCCGGCUGCAGCGGGCCAACGACCACGCCCCGGACCGCACCGCGGCGGCAGAGGGCGGCGGGUUCGAGUGGGACGACGACUUCCCCCUGAUGCCGGCUGAGGAGGCCUUGGCGACAGCGCUGGGCGCCGGGGCGGUGGAGCCCACCCGGUCGGCGUCGCCCAAGCCGGCCACUCCGGGCCCCUUCUCCCGCUUCACCGUGUCGCCCGCGCCCGGGUCCCGCUUCUCCAUCACGCACGUCUCGGACUCGGACGUAGAGGCUGUGGGAGGUCCUGCCCGAGGCACUGGGGGCAGCUGUACAGAGGCUUGAGACCAGGUAGCACCAACCUCUAGGAGGUUGCGGCUGCAGCUGCUGCUGUCUGCUCCAGGCUGAGUCGAGGAUGGUGACCAAGAGUGAUGGCAGCAACUUUUGGCCCCUCGGGCCUCACAGGCGCAGGGCAGGACAGAAGCCUGGCUGGGGCUGUGAACAAGGCUUGGGACCUGUCCCCAGUUUGCUUGGGGCCUGUCCCCAGGUUGCUUGGGGCAGGCUUGUUCCAGACACCUGGGUUUGCUGCUAGAACCCCCCCAUAGCUCCUCCCCACCUGCAGCCCCUGGGGCUGUGGGCAUCCAUGCACUCACACACAUACAUGUCCAAGGGUAGAGCCCCGUCGGCAGCGCCUCCCCUGCCCUGGCCAAUGUGGCUGAACUGCUGGGCAUCUGACCCCUGCCCUCAGGCCGUGGGGGCUUGCCCGUCCUCGCGGCUUGCUCCUGCUGUGAGAAUAAUCCAAGGAUGCUGUGCCAUGCCCAGGUGGGAUGGAGUCAGGUGUGUGCGCAUCUCCUGCCUCCAUCGUUUCUCCACGUGGGAGAAGAGGACCCCUGGACUCGCCUGCCCUCUACCCUUGUACCCACUUCACUGACUCUAGGUGGCCCUUGAGCCCUCCUCCCCAACAGGGUCUGGACUGCCUGCCACCUGGGUCCUGUUGCUGGAGCUUGGGAGUGGGGGACCCUAGUGGGCAGCCAGGAAGAUGGGGAGCUUCUGGGCCACCCCUGGCUGCGGGGCCUGUUCUAGAGGUGCCCGUGACAGGGCUGGGCAGAUGGCCCCUCUGCAGGGCACUGCCCAGUGCUCCAGCUGCCAAAGGGAAGUGGGGGCCACACCCCUGUCCACUGUCUACAGGGAAGGGCUGGGCAGGGAGGGCGGGCCAGGCGGGGGGCCUGGCAGCUGGGGGUUAUUUUUGUAACUGCUGUCGUCAGAGUGAAUGGACCGGGAUGGUUUUAAGUUAUUGUUGCCAAAGAGAUGUAAGAUUUAUUGUUGCUUUUGGGGUGGGAGCGGGGACCUGUCUUUCGUUUGUGUCUUUUGUUAUUUGAGGCUUAGAAUGCUGGUGCAAUGGUUUUUUUUUUUUUUUUAAACAGAAAUCAUGCUAAGGAAAAAAGCCCUCAUGCUAAGUGUGUCUUUUUGGGGGGUGGGGAGGGAAGCUGCCUGUCCUCACUGCCCUUGGGGCACCUGGUGGAGCCACAGCCUGGAGGUCUCCUGCAGCCUGCUCCAGUGUGCUUGGGGUCUCUUGUCCUGCCUGGGACCCCUGGCUACAGCCUGUACCAGUGCCAUGCCCAGGUAAGGGUGAAGAGGGUAGCCCCCAGCUCCCAGCCCAGCCCCGGCCUGGACAGGUGGGAGGCAGGGAGCUUUGAGGAGCCAGGGUGCUAUGCACCCCGCAAGUCACCCUACUCAGGCCCCCUCCACUGGUCUGUUUGUAGCUGUGAUUGGCUGGAAGGCCAGCGGAGAAGGUUGGCGCUGGGCCUUUGGGUGGCCUUGGGCCUGGAGCAGCAGCUCCCCCAGCCGAGGCUGAGAUCCCCCAGGCCUAUGGUGCAGCAGCUCCCAGCUGCCUGGGGAAACCAGCAGGCCCCUCAGGGUCCUCAGGACAAACGUGCAGCAUGGGGACAGCUGGGCCCAGAGACCCUGUGCCACCUCCCCAUUGGCCGCCCUCAUCCUGGGCCUACCUUACGUCUCCUGCCCCCCCCACCCCAUGCUCUCCUGACCAUGCCCCAGGUGAAGCAGCAGAGGGCAGCUGUGGGGCUGGGGGACAAGAGGGCCUGAGCUGCUGUCUCGAUGAGCCCCCUGCCACAGGAUCAGUUAUCAGCCCCGCAGGGCUCCUGGGGCUGUCCUUGGCCCUAGGGUGGCCCUGCCUUAGCGUGUCCCCCCAUCCCAAGAAAUGGGCCCAGAAGGGUGGAGGAAGGGCAAAGGCAGGAGGCCAGAGUGCUGCCUGGUAUCCCACACCCGCCCCAUCCUGGGAAGGGGGAUUGCAGUUAGGUCAGGGAUUCCAGACUUUCCUUUAAGGGCCUGUGAGGAGUGGGCUCUGCCUGAGACCCCCCACCCCCGCCACCCAGUCCUCCUAGCUACAGACUGUUGUUAAGAGCAUAAGUCACCUUGGCUGUAGUGCACCCAAAAAGGCCAAAU